This is a messenger RNA of Notechis scutatus (mainland tiger snake), 1170 nucleotides long. NCBI's taxonomy places the organism in Eukaryota, Metazoa, Chordata, Lepidosauria, Squamata, Elapidae. The record is from RefSeq and is a predicted model, not a curated record.
GGGGCCGACAGCCCGGGGCCCCCCACGACCGCCGCCCCCCGAGCCCCCGAGCCUCUUCCCGAGUGCCGGCCGAACGCCUCCGUGGCCAACCUCACCGGCUUUGCUGAGCUGCCCAACCACAUCAAGGACUUCCUGCGCUACCGCCACUGCAGGGCCUUUCCGCUGCUGCUCGACCUGCCCGGGAAAUGUGGCCCCCCCGAGGCCUCCCACCAGGUCUUCCUGCUGCUGGCCGUCAAGUCCUCCCCAGACAACUACGAGCGCCGUGAGAUCAUCCGCAAGACCUGGGGCCAGGAGCGCACCUUUGCUGGCAUCCACAUCCGCCGCGUCUUCCUCUCUGGCGUGGCAGCCAACGCCCGGGAGGCGCGCAAGCUCAACCAGCUGCUGCGCCUGGAGCAUGCCGAGCACGGCGACGUCCUGCAGUGGCGCUUCGUGGACAGCUUCUUCAACCUCACCCUCAAGCAGGUGCUCUUCCACGCCUGGCUGGAGAGCCGCUGCCCGGGUGUCCGCUUCGUCUUCAACGGGGACGACGACGUCUUCGCCAACACCGACAACCUGGCACAGUACCUGCUGGGGGUGCCCGGCGCGGGGGACCAGCACCUUUUCGUGGGCCACCUCAUUACCAACGUGGGCCCCAUCCGGGAGAAGUGGAGCAAGUACUAUGUGCCGGAGCAGGUCACCGCCUCCAACGCCUACCCGCCCUACUGCGGGGGAGGUGGGCUGCUGAUGUCCGGCUACACCUGCCACGCCAUCUACCAGCAGUCGCUCGGCAUCCAGCUCUUCCCCAUCGACGACGUCUACCUGGGCAUGUGCCUGGAGAAGGCGGGGCUGGCGCCUGCCUCCCACAUGGGCAUCCGGAUGGUGGGCGUGAGGGUGCCAUCCUCCAAGCUGGAGUCCUUUGACCCCUGCUACUACAAGGAGCUGCUCCUGGUACACCGGUUUGUGCCCUACGAGAUGCUGGUGAUGUGGGAGGCCAUCCGCCAGCCGGAUUUGGUCUGCGGGAAGAACGUGGUGGUAGACCAGAGUUUGUGAGGCAUCGUAAGGAAGGGGAGCCCUGCCCGCUGGGGGAGGGGGCCGCCUCGCUCUGGAAGGGCCCCAAACCCUCUUGCUGCAGGGCAGUGGUGGGAUUCAAAUAACUGGACAACCGGUUCUCUGCCCUCACAAUUUCUUCCA